UUAAGAACACAUCCCAUUCCUCCGAUUCACCAGGAGCCAAUCAAACCAAGUUUCUCUUAAGGAAUUAGGGUAAGAAAAUCGUCGAUAACUCUUUUGUAUCAAUGGAUACAUCAACGCAGCCACAGGGCCAGCCGCAGCAACCUCCUCCGGUGGCUGAGAAGCUGAAUCAGGAACUUGUACAGCUUCUGAAUCUAGAAUCCAUAAAGACACGAGCCGAAAGCUUGUUCAAGGCUAUUUCUCGGAUCCUUGAAGAUUUCGACGGUUAUGGUCGAACCAACACUAAUCCUAAAUGGCAGGAUAUUCUUGGGCAAUAUUCUAUGGUGAAUCUUGAGGUUUUUAACAUUGUGGAAGAGGUGAAGAAAGUCUCCAAGGCCUUUGUUGUGCUUCCAAAGAAUGUUAAUGCUGAGAAUGCUCAAAUUUUACCGGUUAUGUUGUCUUCUAAGUUACUUCCGGAGAUGGAAGCUGAUGACAACGUCAAGAGAGAGCAGUUGCUCCAAGGCGUUCAGAAUUUGCCUGUACCAAUGCAGAUUGAUAAGCUAAAGGAGAGGAUGGAAUUGAUUUCAAAAGCUUGUGAGAGUGCUGAGAAAGUAUUAGCUGAUACUCGUAAAGCCUAUGGAUUUGGCGCACGUCAAGGCCCAUCUAUGCUUCCAACUAUGGAUAAAGGUCAACUUGCAAAGAUUCAGGAGCAGGAGGGCAUGCUACGUGCUGCUGUAAAUGAUGGUGCAGGAACAAGACUACCUCCUGACCAGAGACAGAUAACCACUGCACUUCCCCCGCAUCUGGUAGAUGUGCUUUUCGUUAACGAUGCAGGCAAGAGUGCGUUACCUGUGCCAUCAAACAACAUCAACAGUCAAGGAAAUAUGAUGCAGGUUUCUGGAACACAAUUUAUGGGAAGAUCGGCUGCAUCUCCAUCUAAUGCUAACUUUGACACUACAAGGUCUCCUUUACCAUAUUCCAAUUCGCCUCAAUCCACGGGUAUGCUUAAUGCCCCUUCGCCUCAGCAACAACAGCUUCAACAGCAGCAGCAAAGGUCGAAACUAAUGCAGCAGUUGCCUCAACAUCAACAGCAACUACUUGCACAACAACAACAGCUCAGGCAGUCUUCUAUGCAAACAUUGGGUCAGAGUCAGAUGCCAUCACUCCACGACUUGCAAGCUCCGCAGAAGUUUCAGUCGUUACAUGGGCAACAACAACAUCAAAUGCCAUAUUCUCAGUCAAUGGGACACCAACAAUACCAAGCUAGACAGCUCUCAGGGGGACAUAUUCAGCACGGCAUGUCUCAAGGACAGCUCAAUCCAGCGAUGAUGAACCGUCAGUUGAACCAGUUUUCAGGUGGAGCAAAUAGUGCAAUGUUUACAUCUGCACAAGGCUCCCCAAGUAGCCAGAUGAUACCAAACAUGUCAUCUAUGCAAUCUCAGACACUUAAUCCUAGGAUGCAGCAAUAUGGAGUUUCGGGUACCAAUGCCCAAAGAGGCCAUGCGUCUCAAAUGUUGGGUGACCAGAUGUUUAACAGCAGUGGAAUGAUGCAAACUCAACAGUCGCAGCAACCACAACAGCAACAACAACAACAGCAGCAGCAACAGCAAGGAGGCUAUGGGAAUAUGCAAACCAAUCAGCAGAAUCUACAGCCUAACAUGUUGCAAAAUCCUCAACAAAGGCACCAAAACCCUCAAUAAAACUUCCCCUCUUCUUGUAUGACUUCUUGGGCUUAGUAAUAAGACCCUUUCCAACUCGUGGUUAUAACGUACUAGUAUGUGCGUGGCCAAUUCUUAAUUUCUAAGACAAGGUUUAGGUUGAUGAGGAAAUAAUCCUUUUGAUCUUAAGAGGAUGUGAAUUGGAAAUCUUACAAGAUUUAUCAUAAAAAAGUGAAAAAU
Eruca vesicaria subsp. sativa (arugula) is the source of this 1874-nucleotide messenger RNA. Lineage: Eukaryota; Viridiplantae; Streptophyta; Magnoliopsida; Brassicales; Brassicaceae. The record is from the annotation of a GenBank genome assembly.